Messenger RNA from Symbiodinium sp. CCMP2456, 969 nucleotides. NCBI's taxonomy places the organism in Eukaryota, Dinophyceae, Suessiales, Symbiodiniaceae. The record is from the annotation of a GenBank genome assembly.
AUGUGCGGUACAGAGAGCUCGGUGCAGCUGCUGCAGCACAAGCUGGUCCUCGGUGGACCCGCGGAGCUGCGCCUGCAAGAGGCCGAGCCGAUUUACUGGGUCCACUUCCCGAAGUGUGGCAGCUCUCUUAUCAACGCGUUGAUACAUCUGCCUGGGGUGUGCCCACUUGCCCGCAACCUUGUCCUUGAUGAGAAGUCGCUGGGCGCCUGCUGGCUGGAGGUUUGGUACAAGGACUGGUGCCACGAAGCCUGCGACAAGGAUAAGUUCUGGUGCCCACCUGUGCAUGGCAAUCUCCUACCACACCAGCCGAUUGCCAACUACUCCGCACUGGCAGGCAAACUGGUGGGGAUGUUCAGAAACCCCGAGCAGCGCAUUCUGUCUGGCUACCGCGACGACUUCAACAACUUCGCCGCGGUCAACUACGCUGGGCACCUGCAGCAGAUAUUGGCCAUGUAUGCCAAUGGAACGCUUGACAUGGAGAGGUGCACCGACUCCCUACAUGGGCUACCGAAGGUACCUUUGUUGGAGUUUGCGGAAGGCUGGAAGGGUGGCAUGACGUAUCAGCUGGUGGUCGAGCACCCGACGGCGCAGACCCUCGACCUCGAACGCCCGCAGAUGACGCUCCAGGAUGCAGAGGAAGCAGCUCGAAGGGUGCGGGAAGGCUUCGCUUUUGUGGGCAUCACAGAGGAGUGGGACCUGUCAGUGUGCCUGCUCCACAAGAUGUUUGGGGGAGCUUGCCAGGCCUCGGAUUUCGAGAAUGCGAAUCCGACCUCUGCAGGGAAGUCUGCGCAUGUGGACUACGAUACAUCUGAGCUCAUGGGCUGGCACGAUGACGUUGAUGGGGUGGUCUAUGCUGCUGCCCUGGAUGUCUUCCACAAGAACUUGAACGCCCUCAACGUCUCUCAUGAGUCGUGCCGAGAGUGCUACAGCCACGCAGGGAGAGACCCUUCGUCAAGCACUUCAACUUAG